Toxorhynchites rutilus septentrionalis is the source of this 948-nucleotide messenger RNA. RefSeq lists its product as uncharacterized. The coding region runs from base 1 to 948 and encodes 315 amino acids. The transcript has a single exon. Gene Ontology annotation, biological process: DNA integration. The record is from RefSeq and is a predicted model, not a curated record. Lineage: Eukaryota; Metazoa; Arthropoda; Insecta; Diptera; Culicidae. Gene Ontology annotation, molecular function: nucleic acid binding.
AUGCGUUCCGUCGCUCGUCAAUAUGUUUACUGGCCAAACAUCGACGACGAGGUAGCGAAGCUUGUCGCUUCGUGCAACGAGUGUGCCAGCGUAGCCAAGACAGACCGGAAGACUACCAUGGAAUCAUGGCCCGCACCGGAGAAACCGUGGCAACGGUUACAUCUGGAUUACGCCGGUCCGCUGGAUAGGAACUAUUUUCUCAUUCUGGUGGAUUCGUUCACCAAAUGGCCAGAAGUCGUACGAACCAAGGAGAUCACCACCACAGCAACCUUGCGAAUCCUUCGUGGCAUCUUCGCAAGAUACGGUCAGCCGGAAACAUUGGUCACAGAUAAUGGGACACAACUCACCAGCGACCGGUUCGAAUCAUACUGCGACACGAACGGUAUCGUUCACCUGAAGACAGCGCCAUUCCAUCCACAGUCAAAUGGACUAGCAGAGAGGUUUGUCGACACGUUUAAACGGUCGCUCAAGAAAAUCACCGCAGGGGGGGAAACCCUCGACGAAGCCAUCGAUACCUUCCUUCUGUGCUACAGAACAACACCCUGUCGCAGCGCACCUGGUGGGAAAUCUCCCGCUAACCUGAUGUAUGGACGCCCGAUCCGUACGUCUCUGGAAUUACUUCGCCCGCCUAAGCCGCUCUACAAGUUACCUAGUACUAAACAGGAAAAGCAAUUCAACCGGAAGCACGGCGCGAAAGCUCGAAGUUACGAUUCACAAGAUCUCGUCUGGGCUAAGGUCUACUCAGCCAACAAGUGGACCUGGCAGCCUGGCAUGGUGAUCGAGCGCAUCGGUCGGGUUAUGUAUAACAUCUGGCUGCCUGUGAAGCAAAAUCUCAUUCGAUCCCACUGCAACCAACUGCGGACUCGUCACGAAUCUGAAAUAAACGCAGAAGCUGAGACGACACCGGAAACUGCCCAAGUACCGUUGUCUAUUCUCCUGGACAGUUGA